Messenger RNA from Impatiens glandulifera, 4250 nucleotides. Its product is annotated as ABC transporter D family member 1-like. Gene Ontology annotation, biological process: very long-chain fatty acid catabolic process; fatty acid beta-oxidation; long-chain fatty acid import into peroxisome. The transcript is spliced from 25 exons. Gene Ontology annotation, cellular component: peroxisomal membrane. The coding region runs from base 2 to 4003 and encodes 1333 amino acids. Gene Ontology annotation, molecular function: ATP hydrolysis activity; long-chain fatty acid transmembrane transporter activity; ATP binding. The record is from RefSeq and is a predicted model, not a curated record. NCBI's taxonomy places the organism in Eukaryota, Viridiplantae, Streptophyta, Magnoliopsida, Ericales, Balsaminaceae.
CAUGACAUCACUUCAGCUAUUACAGCUAACCAAACUUGGUCAAGAUCUCUUGACCUCAAGAAGGAAAUCCUUAUUUCUUGUAACUGGUGUUUUUGCUGCUGGAGGAAUGGCUGCAUAUGUGCAAUCAAGGCACUAUGAUAUAAAUUCUAAUCCUUUUAGUAUCUGUUAUUGGCUUCCGAAUAAGAAUAAACAAGAAUUGGAGGUGGAGGAUGUUAAUGAUAACAAGUUAAAGCAAAGCAAGCGGAAAAGGAAGAACGGAUUGAAAUCAGUUAGAGUUUUAGCUGCCAUUCUUGUAUCUCACAUAGGCCAGAUGGGUGCAAGAGACCUUCUAGCCUUAGUGGGCAUUGUGGUACUACGAACAGUUUUAAGCAAUAGGCUGGCAAAAGUGCAGGGGUUUCUAUUCCGUGCUGCAUUUCUUCAACGCUUUUCGACGUUUUCCCUUCUGAUUCUCGAAAAUCUUGCGCUAUGUUUUCUUCAGUCGACCUUGCUUUCUACAUCCAAGUACUUAACAGGUUCCUUAAGUUUGCGCUUCAGAAAGAUUUUGACAAGAGUCGUCCAUGCACGUUAUUUUCAGAAUAUGGUGUAUUACAAAAUUACUCGCGUUGAUGGUCGGAUAACUAAUCCGGAGCAAAGAAUUGCAAGUGAUAUUCCAAGCUUUUGUUCAGAGUUCAGUGACCUUCUUCAAGAUGACCUUGCAGCAGCUACUGAUUGUUUGAUGUACUCAUGGCGUCUGUGUUCAUAUGCCAGCCCAAAAUAUAUUUUCUGGAUGUUGGGCUAUAUAAUUACAGCAGGGGGAUUAAUGAAAAAGAUUUCUCCUUCCUUUGGGAAGCUUACCUCCAAAGGACAACAGCUGGAAGGGGAGUAUAGGCAGCUACACACAAGAUUGAGGAACCAUGCAGAGAGCAUAGCCUUUUAUGGGGGUGAAGUUAGAGAAGAAACUCACAUUCAGGGAAAAUUUAGGAAUCUUGUUGAGCACAUAAGAGUUGUUCUUCAUGACCAUUGGUGGUUUGGGAUGGUCCAGGAUUUCUUUUUCAAGUACCUUGGUGCUACUGUAGCUGUCAUACUGAUAAUUGAGCCUUUCUUUGCUGGUCAUUUAAGACCUGACAAUUCAACCUUGGGACGAGCAGAGAUGUUGAGCAAUCUAAGAUACCAUACAAGCGUUGUCAUAUCACUGUUUCAAUCACUUGGAAUGCUUUUUACGAGUUCAAAAAGACUUAAUCAACUAAGUGGAUAUGCUGAUCGUAUUCGUGAGCUCAUGGUUAUAUCUAGAGAGCUGAGUGUUCAAGAUGCUCCCUCUCUACUUAGAAAGGGAAAUAAGAAAGUUGUUAGUGAAGCAAAUUAUAUUGAAUUCAAUGAAGUCAAGGUUGUUACUCCGACUGGUAACGUUCUAGUGGAGGAUUUGACUCUAAAAGUUGAAUUAGGUUCCAAUCUUUUGAUUACAGGCCCAAAUGGGAGCGGAAAAAGCUCACUUUUCAGAGUUUUAGGAGGACUCUGGCCUAUGGUGUCCGGCAACAUAGUGAAACCAGGAAUUGGCUCUGAUCUCAACAAAGAAAUUUUCUACGUGCCACAACGACCAUAUACAACUGUUGGAACACUUCGUGAUCAGUUAAUUUAUCCUCUUAGUGCAGAUCAAGAGUUUGAGCAACUGACACAUGGUGAGAUGGUGAAACUACUAAAAAAGGUUGAUCUUGAGUACCUGCUUGAUCGUUACCCAUCUGAAAAGGAGGUAAAUUGGGGGGAUGAGUUAUCUCUAGGAGAACAACAACGGUUGGGCAUGGCCAGACUAUUCUAUCACAAACCAAAAUUUGCUAUCCUUGAUGAAUGCACCAGUGCUGUGACAAAUGAUAUGGAGGAACGAUUUUGUGCCAAAGUACGAGCCAUGGGGACCUCUUGCAUUACUAUAUCUCAUCGUCCUGCAAUGGUUGCCUUUCAUGAAGUGGUUUUGUCAUUGGAUGGUGAAGGGGGCUGGAAUAUUCAUGAGAAGAGAGGGGUUUCUCCUAUUCUUAGCAACACUGGAUUCAGGACACUGAAAUUAUUAGAGACAGACCGCCACAAUGAUGCAGUGACAGUAGAACUUGCAUUCUCUAAUGGUGAGAAGGAUUCAGCUUCCCCCGUUUCAAAGUCAAGAGCUUACAUGACAGAAUUGAUAUCUUCAUCUCCCAUGAUGGAUCAUGAUGUUCCAUUAACUGUAACUCCACAGUUCCAAACAUCUGUGAAGCUUCUGCCACUGAGAAUAGCUUCCAUGGUUAAGGUUUUGGUGCCUACAAUGCACCGCACAGAGGGGAUGCAAUUGCUAGCACUUGUUGCGCUUGUGAUGUCAAGAACUUGGAUAUCUGAUCGCACCGCUUCUCUAAAUGGGACAUCUGUAAAAUAUGUUCUGCGGCAAGAUAGUAAUGCAUUCAUUCGACUGGUUGCUGUUAGUAUCGCCCAGAGUAUGGCAUCUUCUUUCAUUGCACCUUCUUUGAGGUACUUGACAGCCAAUAUUUCUCUUGGUUGGAGGAUUCAUUUAACUCAACAUUUUCUGAAGACUUACUUAAAAAAUCAUGCUUAUUACAAGGUCCUUCACAUGUCAAGCAAACAAAUAGAUGCAGAUCAAAGGAUAACUCAAGAUCUACAGAAAUUGACCUUGGACUUGUCAGGGCUUGUAAGUGGAAUGGUAAAGCCAUCAGUUGACAUUUUGUGGUUCACUUGGAGAAUGAAGUUGUUGACUGGUAACAGGGGACUUGCCAUCUUAUAUGCUUAUAUGUUAUUAGGUCUAGGUUUUCUGAGGAGUGUUGCUCCUGAUUUCGGCGAACUCGUCAGUGAAGAACAACAACUUGAAGGAACAUAUAGGUUCAUGCAUGAGAGGUUGCAGGCACAUGCUGAAUCUGUUGCUUUCUUUGGUGGUGGUGCUCGAGAGAAAAUGGUGAUAGAUUCAAGAUUUAAAGAACUUAUUAAUCAUUCUAUAUCACUACUCAAGAGGAAAUGGCUCUUCAAUAUACUAGAUGACUUCAUAACUAAGCAACUGCCACAUAAUGUCACUUGGGGUUUGAGCUUCUUGUAUGCUAUGGAACACAAAGGGGACAAAUCAUUGACUUCCACCCAAGGUGAAUUGGCACAUGCUUUGCUAUUUUUAUCAUCUAUUGUGUCACAAAGCUUUUUGGCUUUUGGUGACAUCCUUGGACUGCAUAGAAAGGUCCUUGAGCUUUCUGGAGGUAUCAGUAGAAUUUUUGAGCUGGAAGAGCUUUUUGACAUUUCACAAAAAGGUACUCCAGUUUGUGGUACUGUAACAUGUACAAAGUCGGAUGAAAUAAUUUCCUUCUUGGAGGCAGACAUAACUAGUCCAUGCAGAAAAGUAUUGGCUAGGAAAUUAACUUGCGAUAUAGAACCUGGGAAAAGCUUACUUGUGACUGGGCCAAAUGGAAGCGGAAAAAGCUCUGUUUUCAGAGUCCUGCGAGGGCUUUGGGGAAAUAAUGUAAGCGGGAAAGUAAAGAAACCUAGCGAAGGAAUUGAUGGAGAAGGCAAGUGUGGUGUUUUCUACAUUCCUCAACGGCCAUAUACAUGCUUAGGAACCUUGAGGGAUCAAGUUAUUUAUCCACUUUCCUGCAAGGAAGCAGUGGAUAAUGUUGUUAAGGGAAAAGGUGCAUUGGAUGAGAAGAGUAAGAUGCUUGAUGUGCAGUUGAGAAGCAUCCUUGAGAAUGUAAAACUAGUGUAUCUAUUGGAUCGAGAAGGCGGAUUUGAUGUUACUAAGAACUGGGAAGAUAUCUUAUCUCUAGGAGAGCAACAGAGAUUAGGCAUGGCACGGUUGUUUUUCCACAAACCCAAGUUUGGCAUCCUUGACGAGUGCACCAAUGCCACAAGUGUUGAUGUUGAGGAACAGCUUUACCAGCUUGCAUGUGAUAUGGGCAUCACUGUUUUGACUUCUUCACAGCGCCCUGCUCUGUUAGCAUUUCAUUCAAAAGAGUUGAGAUUGAUAGAUGGGGAGGGUCAAUGGGAGCUUCAUUCUAUUCACUCUACCAAAUAGUACUACUAAUAGUGUUAUUAUUGUCUUAAUUCCUUUUAUUGAGCUAAUUAAUUAUAGCACAGUUUCAUUCGUUCUUCAUUUUGAUUGUCCCUGUAGUUUUACAAUUGUCACUGUAUAUGUGCUAGAUAGUUUCAUUUUGUCAUGUUUAUGAUGCUCCUUUUCUUAAUGUUGUAUGUAUUGUGUUUUGUCAUUUUAGGCUCCUAAUUAUAGGAUAUGUGCUUUAUUGUGUUUGGUGGAUUAUUUUAUU